AUGGCCCAAGAAUCAACUGCAUCUGUAUCAGAGACGAUAGAAUCAACAGCGAAUGGCACCCAAGACUCCUUACUCAUUCAAUUAGUGAAGCAGGAAAAUGAGAGCGGGGCCCUGGCUCCACAUCCAGAUCCUGCCAUUGAGAUGAAAGUGGAGCAAGACACCAUCAUGGCUGAAGCAGCUCCAAUAUGCAAUGAACCCAGUCUGAUGAGUGAUUCAGCAGUGAAAAUAGAAACCGUUGAAGGAACAGCAGCAGCAGCAACAGCAGCACAGAAGGAUGAUACCCCGGUUGAGCCAGCAUUGUCGUCGUCGUCGUUGUUAUCAUCGGAUGUUUCGGUUGAACCACAACAGCAACCACCAUCAGUGCAACAACAACAACACCAACAACAACCCGUACAACCUCAACAAUCCACUGUACAAUCCGAACGACCUUCUUCACUAAUUACUCCUGAUACCGCCUCCAUGUCUACUACAACCGCAACCACAUCUGUAAGCUCUGAGUCUGUCAAUGCAUCAACAUCAAAUCCUGUUCCUGAUCCUGCUGCAACUACGACUGAGAAUACUGCAGCCCAUGAGCCUGCUACACAGCAUGCUGAUUUCAUUCCUGCUUCAACAGGGCAACCAGCGCAAACUGCCAAUGUUCAAGCUACACAAAUGCCAGUCAGCGUUCAUGCGCAGAAUGCAAUUUCUCAAACAACAACACCUGCACAGACAACAGCUACUACAACAGCUACAGCUACAACAACCACACCUACUACGCAAGCUGCUACGACCCAGUCAACAAUACCAACGCCAGCACAAGCUACACAACCACCGCAAUCGCAAGCAGCCACAGAUGCCACUCCUCCUACUCCCACCACAGCUUCCACCACCACAGCGACUACAGCGACUACUUCACUCCCAGUUGCUACACCACCCACGCCUGCUCCCGCUCCUACUCCAAUUACAACAUUUGAAGAAAUCCAAAAACAAUUGAAAAAUACAUUAGAUCAUGUGGAACAAAGAAACAUGGUCAGUGGAUUCCAAACACUGAGUAAAGCUACAGGUGCUGUGGUGGAUCACUGCGAACAACUAGGUUUAACAUCGGAUGAUCACCCUUACAAUGCCAUAGAUAGAGAACAAUUUUGGGCUGGACUUAACAAUUGCUGGUUAUAUGCACUUGCUCAACGACAUGAACCUAGCAGUGAUGCUGAACGUUUGACAGAUCAACAUUUAUACAGUCUACGAGAGAUGGUCGUGUCCUGGGCAGAUAAGCUGGAGCGAUUCGGUCUGGUGGAUUAUGAGAUGGGAUGGUGGGAGGCAGACAUACUGGCGGCUAUUGAUGGCAUCUUGGCUAUGAAUUAUGCUGCUGCUCAGGCUGCUGCCCAAGCAGUAGUGGCUCAAGCCGCUGCUGCACUUUUUGGAGAAGACGUUAAUAUGUAA
Messenger RNA from Mucor velutinosus, 1419 nucleotides. RefSeq lists its product as uncharacterized. The transcript has 2 exons. The coding region runs from base 1 to 1419 and encodes 472 amino acids. NCBI's taxonomy places the organism in Eukaryota, Fungi, Mucoromycota, Mucoromycetes, Mucorales, Mucoraceae. The record is from RefSeq and is a predicted model, not a curated record.